AUGGGCCAUUGAUAGAUAGGAAAGCCCAGAAUUGAACACCUCCUUCAAUGGGUUAGCCAUAUAAAACCCUAAACCCUUUCCAUUUCUUCUUCUUCAACCCUUCAACUUCGUAAACCCUAAACCCUCGUUCGACGUCUGUGCAUUCAAGAUCUUGAGAAUCUAGAAAUAUGAAUUUGAACAAUGUUAAGGUUCCGAAGUUGCCUGGUGGUGGUGCUGCUUCUGCUUUGUUGAAAAUUGGGAUUAUUGGUGGGCUAGGGUUAUAUGCAGCUUCCAAUAGUCUCUACAAUGUUGAAGGAGGGCAUCGGGCUAUUGUGUUUAACCGUCUGGUUGGAAUUAAAGAUAAGGUUUAUCCUGAAGGAACACAUCUCAUAAUCCCUUGGUUUGAGAGGCCAAUCAUAUAUGAUGUCCGUGCACGACCAAAUCUAGUGGAGAGUAGUUCUGGGAGCCGAGAUCUCCAGAUGGUUAAAAUUGGUCUUCGAGUUCUCACACGUCCAUUACCAAAUGAGUUACCUACAUUGUAUAGAACACUCGGUGAAAAUUAUAAUGAAAGGGUUCUGCCUUCAAUCAUUCAUGAAACUCUAAAAUCUGUAGUCGCUCAGUAUAAUGCCAGCCAACUUCUUACGCAACGAGAGGCUGUAAGUAGAGAAAUCCGAAAGACUUUGACUGAGAGAGCAGCCCAGUUCAAUAUUGCUCUUGAUGAUGUGUCCAUAACAAGUUUAACUUUUGGAAAGGAGUUUACAGCUGCAAUCGAAGCCAAACAAGUGGCUGCCCAAGAAGCCGAAAGAGCCAAAUUUGUUGUGGAGAAGGCUGAACAGGACAAGAGAAGUGCUAUAAUUAGAGCACAGGGAGAAGCCAAGAGUGGGCAGCUGAUAGGGCAAGCUGUUGCCAAUAACCCUGCAUUUAUGACAUUGAGGAAGAUUGAAGCAGCAAGAGAAAUUGCACAUACUAUUGCAAACUCAGCGAACAAAGUGUUCCUGAAUUCAGAUGAUCUGUUGCUGAACCUUCAAGAGAUGAGUUUGGAGCCCAGUGGAAAGAAGUAAGAUUAUUUCAACUCUUCAAAACUUAGAAAAGCCAUUUUGUCUGGUUUCUUUGAUUAAUUAGUGAAUGUUGGGGCAUUUACUUACGUGGAAGACUGGUUAGUGUUUGUAAACAAAAAAUUGAAUGGUUUACUAUCCAUCUCUUAUCCAACAACUUGAACCUGAGCCUGAGCCUGAGCCUGAGCCUGGCUGCCAAUUCUCAUCUACUACCCGAGGAGAUAGUUUUUUGCGUUAUAAUAAUAAUAAUUUUAGUACAUUCUUAUAUGCCA
Molecule: messenger RNA, 1306 nt
Organism: Cucumis sativus (cucumber)
Lineage: Eukaryota; Viridiplantae; Streptophyta; Magnoliopsida; Cucurbitales; Cucurbitaceae
Product: prohibitin-1, mitochondrial
Exons: 6
Coding region: 168-1040 (290 amino acids)
Biological process (GO): mitochondrion organization
Cellular component (GO): membrane; mitochondrion
Source: RefSeq, a predicted model, not a curated record